This is a messenger RNA of Durusdinium trenchii, 486 nucleotides long. The record is from the annotation of a GenBank genome assembly. NCBI's taxonomy places the organism in Eukaryota, Dinophyceae, Suessiales, Symbiodiniaceae.
AUGUUCGCGGCUUGCGCGCCGAGCGUGCCGGCGUCCCGCGGGUGGGGCGUGCCGCGCGGCUUGGGCGCCGGACACGCGUCCGAGAGGCCAUGUGGGCCAGGCGUGGAGAUGCCACGUGGUCGAGCAGCUGGCCUGGUUUGCCUCGCCAUGCUGCCGCAGCGAGGCCGCAACUUGCAGGUGAAUCGUGAGCUUUACCAGAAGUUGCUUCACAGCUCGCCAGAGGUGCCGAUGCUCAUGCGAUGCGGGGGAACCUCCGCCGUUCCGCCCGUUGCCCCAAGGCGGUGCUCGGCCUUUGUGAGGAGCAGCUUGGAUGGUGUGAACCUCUCUGCUGCACUGCAUCAAUUGGCGCUCAAAAGCAGACGCGCUGGCACAGCCACGAGCGCUUGUGGUGCUUUGGUCUCCGAUCCACGCUUCGCACAGUUGAUGAACUCUCUCCUGCAGGUUUUGCCAUCCUUGGAGGCACAGAACCUGGCCAGAACCGCGUGA